Molecule: messenger RNA, 1720 nt
Organism: Stegostoma tigrinum
Lineage: Eukaryota; Metazoa; Chordata; Chondrichthyes; Orectolobiformes; Stegostomatidae
Gene: tpk2
Product: thiamin pyrophosphokinase 2
Exons: 5
Coding region: 16-819 (267 amino acids)
Molecular function (GO): 8-oxo-dGDP phosphatase activity
Source: RefSeq, a predicted model, not a curated record
CUUGUUGCAGACUCGAUGAGCCCAGUGGACUGUCGGGGCUGUAUGAAUUGCCCAAGCCCAACAGUUGCCGAGGUCUGGAGUCACGUAGAGUCCCAUCCAGAUGAGGAGGGGUGGCUGAUCAUGGCCCAGACCCGAAAGGGCACUGUACCUCAAAGUGCCCUUCACUCUCCCUGCUGUUGGCAGGGAUCGAACACCACAUUUGGAUCUGGAGCCUCUCCCCUGCCAACAGCUCCUGGGAUUCUUGGGGAGGAGGCCUGUCCUGUCGCUGACCUGCUCCCAUUUUCCCCGGUAGGUCUGUUUGGGAUUAAAAGCUACGGGGUCCAUGUUAACGGCUUUGUGAGCCACGAGGAUGGCACGAUGUCCAUGUGGAUCGGACAGCGGACACACACCAAGCAGACGUAUCCCGGGCGGCUGGAUAACCUGGUAGCUGGGGGUAUCGCGGCUGGGUUCGGUGUGAAGGAGACUCUGGUGAAGGAAUGUCAGGAAGAGGCCUCUAUCCCCGCAUCCAUUGCCCGGACAGCGAGGCCGGCCGGCACCAUCAGCUACACCUACGAGGACGAGGCAGGAGUUUUCCCCGAGUGUCAGUUCGUGUACGACCUGGAGGUGCCCGCUGGGUUUGAGCCGACGGUGGGCGACGGGGAAGUGCAGGAGUUCUACCUGUGGCCCCUGGAUCAGGUGAGGGAGACCCUCGCAGGUCCCAAGUUCAAACCAAACUGCGCCAUGGUUGCACUGGACUUCCUCAUCAGACGCGGGAUCCUGCACGCCGAUGACGAAAGACAAUACCACCAGUUCGUCGAGGGGCUCCACAGGGAACUCUGAGUCAUGCAGGAGCCACCCUGAUGCAGUGUGCAGUGUUUGGAAAUUCAGCCGGCCUUCAGCGCACGCGGGUUCUACUGUUCUAUAGAUUUUUGAGUCAAUCGUAAACACGAGAGAAAGAGACGGAGGGAGGGAGAAAGAGCGAGAGAGAGAGACAGAGACAGGGAGGGAGAGGGAGAGGGAGAGGGAGAAAGAGCAAGAGAGAGAGAAGGAGACGGAGAGACGGAGGUGUGUCAGCCUACCAUCCACUAACCAUGCCAUCGACCACCUCCUUGAAGGACUGGGAACGACAGGAACCAGACGGGUUGGGGGGUCGGGGAUGGAGAAGACAGAGAGAGAGAGAGAGAGAGAGAGAGCAGGAUCUUCAAGUGGGAGCUGGGGGUUGGGGGAAAGAGGUGAGAGACAUUACACCCCGGGGCGUUCCUGCCGGGUCAGUGGGCGCACGGAGGGUUUGCACAACUGAAGCGGCUCUGUGUGUUUCUCCACCCCCCCCCGCCCCCCCCCCCCACUCUUCAGUGACCCACUUCCCUCAGUUUGAACGCCUCCCCCCUCAAGGUAGUGAAUUCCAGAUCCUGACCACUCGCUGUGAGGAACACGGAUCUGGUCUUCAGCUCAUCCACGUUCUCUCCCCCACCCCCCCCAAUUCAAACCUCCUGCCGUCGGCUUCUCCCCCUCCCUCUCUCUCUGCGUGGUUCCCCCGAGACCCCGAUCGGAUCUCUGCUUCUCUCAGGGGAAGGGUCUCGGUUUCCACCUCCUGACCUCUGCGUGCCAUUUAAUUCUGCAACCCACCCCCGUGUUACUAAACCAUUGACCUGAGCGAGCAGAGGGUCCACGGAUGACGCAGGACCACAGGUUGAAAAUCCUGGCGUCCUCCUCAGAGCUAGCAGGGGGGGGGGGGGGGGGG